GACGGCCAGAUUUCGGCUCUGGCCGCUCAAAGCAUGAAACAUGGACUUCGGAAUCCAUCAACCCGGCAAGUCUGGCUAUAAUGACCCACAGCGUGGUCAUGCUGCAUCGAGCUGCAUCUGUACUCCAUAACUAACUCUAGUGUCUCCUCCGAAAUCACAUUUCGCUUGUUACAGAGAGGCCCACGGGCGGGAUGAUCCGGCUCCAGUCUGUUGGCACCUUGCUCCGCUCCGGGUCAUGAGGUUGAGGUUACAUGAGUGCCUUCGUUGGUUAGCUGAUUACGGAUACCGUGGUACGGUAGGCACAACAGUUGACUUGGGUAUGCAGUAAUUAAUCAGAACUUUGAGUGUUCUCCACGGCGUCGCCGGCUGCAACGUCAACGGUUCUAAUACCGACAGUUACGGAUACAGACCACAAACAAAUGUCAACGAAGCAGCCUGGGCUCAAGGUGAUCGCCCUGGUCUCCGGUGGCAAGGAUAGCUUCUUCUCGCUCCUCCACUGCCGAGCAAAUGGUCACGACAUCGUCGCCCUCGCCAAUUUGCAUCCGCCACUAACGCUAUCGCGACCGCUCGGACCGUCCAAGAAGACUCCCUCCUCCCCCCCGGUGCUGGCAGCUCCAAGCGCGAGCCAGGAUGGAGCUCUUGACGAUGCCGCCAGUGCGCCGGCCCAUGCCUGCCGUGACUGUGGGACCCCUGGAAAUGAGCCCGCGUGUGCUCCAUGUGCCCCAGAUGAGGAUGAGCACGACCUCAACAGCUUCAUGUACCAGACUGUGGGCCACCAGGUGAUCCCCUUGUAUGCCGAGGCCACCGGCAUCCCGCUCUAUCGCCGGGCCAUUGUCGGCGGUGCCACCCAGCACGACAAGGACUACUCGCACUAUGAGCCCUCUCGUCCUCCGGGCACCAAGACCGGCCAUCGGGAUGGCGACGGUGCGCCCGAUGAGACCGAGUCCAUGGUGCCGCUGUUGGAGGCCGUCAAGGCGGCGCAUUCAGAGGCUAACGCCCUAUGCGCCGGCGCCAUCCUCAGCACAUACCAGCGCACGCGCGUGGAAUCGGUUGCCAUCCGCCUCGGACUAACACCCCUGGCCUACCUAUGGAAGUUUCCGUUGCUGCCAACUCCGCCGCUCUCGGACCCCGCCAUGGAGGCGGAUGCGCAACUCCUGGAUGACAUGGCAGCCGCCGGCCUGGAAGCCCGCAUCGUCAAGGUUGCGAGUGGUGGUCUGGAUGACUCGUUCCUCUGGACCAACGUUGCAAGCCCAGAAGGCAAGGCCAGUAUUGCCAGGGCGAUGCGGCGCUUUGGUCCGGCUGAAUCCGGGGCGGUCAUCGGUGAAGGGGGCGAGUUUGAGACCCUCGUGGUAGACGGCCCCUCAGCGCUGUUUCGAAAGCGAAUUGUCGUGGCCCAAGAGGACCGCCACGUUGUUAGGGAGGGCGGGGGAAGCGCCUGGCUCAGGCUGCAGAAUGUAAGACUAGAGGAUAAGGGACUGGGGGACGACAGGAAUGAAACAUCCGCCGUGAGGAUUCCGGACUUGCUGGAUGCCAAAUUUGCCAGGGUGCUGGAUGUGCUCUCCUCUCCGGCGCGCGAUGAGUCCAAGCCAUUCGCUGCGCAGUCGAGCACCGAAAUCCCUCCCAUAGGGAGCCUACAAGCCCAUGCCAGCCGGAAGCUCCAGCACUGGAGCUUCGCCGGCCGCAAUUUCAACUCUAUCACGACCGAAACGCAGUCUAUCGUCGAGCAGAUUCGCCGCCGACUCUGCCAACACUCCCUACCCUCCUCUGCCAUCCUCAGCGCCACCAUUGUCCUGCGCCGCAUGGCCGACUUCCCCGCGGUAAACGCCGUCUACGGCGCCCUCUUCGAUGCGCCCAAUCCCCCGUCCAGGGUCACCAUCUCCUGCGGCGACGCCCUUUCGGCCGCAGCAGACGCGGGUGCAAAGAUAGUUGUCUACCUCUCGGUCAUGCACACAACCGCCGCCGCCGCCUCCUCCUCCCCCCUCCGCCACCGCCGCGGUCUGCACGUUCAAUCCCGCUCGUACUGGGCCCCGGCGAAUAUCGGCCCUUACAGCCAGGCCAUCUCUAUCCCUGUCGCCAGCCUCGCCAGCAGCAGCAGCAGCAGCUGCAGUACUGCAGAGGCAGAUACGGACGCCGGGACCAGACUGGUUACGGUCGCAGGCCAGAUCCCCCUCGUCCCGGCCUCCAUGGCUCUCCCCUCCCCGGCCGACAUCAUCAAGGGUAGUAGUGCCAGUGAGCUGCAGCUGCAGCUCGUCCUCGCGCUGCAGCACCUGUGGCGCAUCGGGGCCGAGAUGGGCGUCCAGUGGUGGACGAGCGCCGUGGCCUACUUCCCACGGCUGGUCCCGCAGCCUGAUGACGCCGCCGCCGCGGGUAUGGAAAUGGAACUGGAAAUGGAAAUGCAAGCAAGAGCCAUGCUAGCUGCUCGCGCAUGGCAGACGGCGCACGCCGCAACACUGGCAAGUAGUAAUAAGGGUGAUAGUGGUGAAGAAACGGAAGAGGAGGAAGACGAGGGCCCUGACCUGUGGGAUCGCCGGUUCAACCCGCAGUACAGGUCUUAUUACCAGGGCGGAGAGCAGCCGCAGCAGCAUGAACCGUCGCUGGCGGGGGAAUCGUUGCCUGAUCGCCGCGUGCUUGCCCCAGCCGAGGGAGCGAAGACCGCUGUGCUGCCGCCCUUGUUUGUCGCCGAGGUAGACGAGCUUCCUCGUGGUGCCGGGGUCGAGUGGCAUGCCCAUUUCGGCGUUGCACACGCCGACCCGGGGAGUGUCUUUGUGCGUGAUGAUGUGCGUGUAUCGAGUAACCCCGGAGGGCGUGAGGAGGAGGAAGAGGGGGAGGCGACGGUGUCGCAGGUGAUUGUUACCACCGCCGCCGGGGUGAGUUUUGUCCAGACUGUGGUUGCUCACAGGUUCAAUGGGGACGACUACGAGGUUCGCGGGAAGAAAUCCCGUGACUAUCAUCAGAUGGCCGGGGCGGCUCUUGCACAGCUUGGCGUGGUUCCUGGUGAUGUUUCUUCCGCAUCGGAAGAGCCGGCUGCUGCAGUGCUGGCAAGGUAUGUAGAUGCUCGGGUGCUGUCAAUUGAUCAGGCUGGUGAGGAAGGGCGCAAAAACGGCGAGACGCGGCUUGGCCCGGUGGUGCCGUGCAGGUCAUUGUGGAAUGCCAAGAGGGAGAGGCUCGCCUCGGUGACGGUGUACCAGAGUGUUUUUGAGAGGUCACACGCUAUAAUUGAGAAAGGUAGUGAUAUGUGAAAAGGGGUAAAUAAAGGGGUAAAUAAAAGGGGUAAAUAAAAGGGGUAAUUGACAACGAGUGCUGGCUAUCCUGGGAAUGGUACGGGUUCGAAAU
Messenger RNA from Canariomyces notabilis, 3333 nucleotides. RefSeq names its product adenine nucleotide alpha hydrolases-like protein. Gene Ontology annotation, biological process: protein histidyl modification to diphthamide. Gene Ontology annotation, molecular function: diphthine-ammonia ligase activity. The transcript has a single exon. The coding region runs from base 420 to 3239 and encodes 939 amino acids. The record is from RefSeq and is a predicted model, not a curated record. NCBI's taxonomy places the organism in Eukaryota, Fungi, Ascomycota, Sordariomycetes, Sordariales, Chaetomiaceae.